UUGGCGGUAUUUUAGUGGCCGCCUGCGGCUUGUUCCUCUCGCCGCCGCCGUACGCCGCCGCUCACCUCAACUGCCGUUCGUUGCGCCUAUGGAUGGGAGGUGAAAUUCUGAUUUCCAAUCUUACCAGAUUGUGAGAAAAGAUCAGUCAGCGUUCGAGAUCGCAAGAACAAGGAUCCAUAUUCGCCGAACAGAAGCCAAAGCAACACUCGGGGAGCUGCAGCAGGUGGUAAAUCAUUGAAUUUGGAAUGGGAGAUACGAAGGUUGAUGGUAAACUGACAAGGAUGGUGUUUGUUACUGUGGGAACAACGUGUUUUGAUGCUUUGGUUAGGGCGGUGGACACUGAGCAAGUAAAACAAAAAUUAUAUGCUAGAGGCUAUACCCACCUUCUCAUUCAAAUGGGACGUGGUACAUAUAAUCCAACCAAGUCUCAUGGAGAAGAUGGGCUUGUUGUAGACUAUUUCUCUUUCUCAUCAAGCAUAGCAGAUCAUCUAAAGUCAGCUUCUCUUGUAAUUAGCCAUGCUGGGUCCGGAAGUAUAUUUGAGACAUUGAGACGCGGUAAACCUUUGAUUGUAGUAGUGAAUGAAGAUCUAAUGGACAAUCAUCAAAUUGAACUUGCUGAAGAACUAGCUGAGCGGAAGCACUUGUAUUGUGCUCGCCCCCAAGCACUACAUCAAACUAUAGAGGCCAUGAAUUUGGAGUCUCUCAUUCCAUACACACAAGGUGAUGCUAAACCAGUAGGAAGGCUUAUUAAUAGGUUUCUGGGUUUUCCUGAAGAUUAAUGAGAUUUUAAAGUUUCUUUGUCCAAAUUAAACUCUUUAAUUGGUUUAAGUUAUCAAUGUUAAUAGGAGUCAUGCUCUGAGUCACUACCAACAUGUGUAUGGUUUUAUUUUACAAACAUUACGGAAAUAAGAUUUUGGCUUUUGUUACUUUUUCAAAGAAAAGGCAACUGUAGAAAUUUCUGAGCAUAAUACUUUUUUCAUGAUCCAA
Momordica charantia (bitter melon) is the source of this 987-nucleotide messenger RNA. RefSeq names its product glycosyltransferase family protein 28. Gene Ontology annotation, biological process: dolichol-linked oligosaccharide biosynthetic process. Gene Ontology annotation, cellular component: UDP-N-acetylglucosamine transferase complex. Gene Ontology annotation, molecular function: hexosyltransferase activity. The record is from RefSeq and is a predicted model, not a curated record. NCBI's taxonomy places the organism in Eukaryota, Viridiplantae, Streptophyta, Magnoliopsida, Cucurbitales, Cucurbitaceae.